UGCGUAAUUUUUUUGGAUUAUGGAAUCCUCAUCAAGUCGAAGCAGACGAAAUUUUGUUUUCUCCCGGAUUUUCUCCACCAAAGGAAUUAGUAAAGAUGUUUGCCGUGGACUUUAAAAAUGAGGAUGAAGUCAAAGAUUACAUCAAGAAUGUUGGAACAGAAUAUAGCUUUCAGUGCUAUAAGGAAAAAACGCCCGAUGGUUGUUACAGACUUGGGGAUUUCUUUUCCGCUGUAAAGAAGGAUUUCUCCCAGGCAGCCAACGCGUAUCAGAAGAGCUGUGAUGACUUCAACCACCCGAGGGGGUGCAGCAAAACUGGAGCUUAUUAUCUUCAUGGAAAAGGUUUUGAGAAGGACAAAGAGAAGGCACUCCAUUACUUCACCAAAGGCUGUAACCUAGGCAAUCAAGAUGCUUGCUUUGGGGCUGGCUCUGUCCUUAUGUCUUCCAAGAAUGGUACCCCAGACUCCACUUUAAAACAAGACAGGGACAAAGGCCUCAAGCUGCUUGAGACUGCCUGUAAAAAGGAUCACCAGGCAAGCUGUUUCAACCUGAGCGCUGUCUACAUCAAGGGGUUGAGCGGAGUGGAGAAGGAUAUGAAGAGAGCGAUUGAGUAUUCGACGCGGAGUUGCGAACUGGGACACAUGUACGGUUGCGUGAAUGCAAGCAGGAUGUAUAAACUGGGGGAUGGCAUCCCGAAGAAUGAAGCACUGGCGAUUAAAUUCAAGGAGAGGGCGAAGACGCUGCAUGAGGAAGCCCAGGAAGUGAAUAGGCAGCUUCACUUUGGUCAGACGUCAUGAUCUUGCCAUUCACGCCAUUCUGAAGGUGACUCUGAUUUAAACUGGAAUCUCUUUUGACGACAGAAAACUCUUCAACUUAAAUGGAAAUCGACUUAGAAGAUUAUAUGUUUUGCAUAUUCUGCUCUGAAAUGAUGCGUUGAGUUAGAUGAUUAUUUGGCUUGAAGAAGAAUGAUUUAUGCAGAGUCUCAGUGAACAUAAUCUUGGUACUUGCCCAUAAUCUAGGAAGAAGCUGCAGCUAUGCUUGCUGUUAUGGUAAACUUAAGCAAUCCCUCUGAUGCAGCAAUACUACAGUUACAGACUAUUCACUGACUGUACCCUCUCGUCUUGCUCUAGUUUCUUUUUCUCUUCAUUAAAUACAAUUUGGUAGAGGGUUUUUCAUACAAAAAACUCAUACCAGAAAUUUUUCAAUAAAAGAAAACAACAACAACUACAGGAAAACAGGAUUGUUUAGAUGCUGGCUGCAGCCAAUGUUUGUAGCCUUAUCAUAUCAGACAUAUCUCAUGCGUUUCGCAUUUAACAGUAUCAGACUCUUAAAUACAAAGAAAAUAGUUGCAGUCUCUACUCGGAUUAUAGGCUGUCUUUGUACCAUUGAACAAACAGUCGAAUGAGUUAAAGAAUAAUUACCCUAUGAAAAAUUAAUUUUGUUCUUCAACUAUGUAGAAUUGAAAUGUGAGAUAUAUUGAUUUUUAUCUGAAAAUAAAAGUUAAAUUCAUUUCUAUUUAUAUAGAUUUGUGUUAUUGUUUAGGGAAAUAGGAGCUAUGCCUAUUGCCUAAGUGAUACUCAAGAGUCAAUCUGCAAUUGAUCAUUACAACUUUUAACAUCAUUUUUGUCAUAUUAGUGGCCCAUGUUUCGGGUGUUCAAUGGGGGGGGGGGGGGGGGGGGUUAUUUCAUUAACGUAAAGUAUAACUAAACAUCGCAUGUAUAUUAUUAUGACAUAUAAUAUAUUACCACGUGUGUAUGCUUUUGCAUACUUCGCUCUCCUUUAAUAAGUUCCCAAUCAAAUAAUGGCCUUGCCCCUAUGAAUUACUUCUUUGAGCCCUGCUAGACCAUACGAGGAAUUAUCCAACCUAAAUUGGACAAAGGGGGUGUACACUAUGGCCCGUAUUUUAAAGUCGAGUUUAACUUAGACCUUGGUCUAACUCUGUGCUAAAAUUAUGGAAAGCCAAAAAUGUCAAAAAUUGGUUUACAUUGUAUGUUUCUUAUGUUUACCUUAAUCUUCCCUACUUCUUUAAUGGUGAAGACAAUGAUUAUAAUUGAUAUUUCCUAGACAGUUAGUAAUGAUCUGAGAGUCAAAUUAACUGAUACAUUGAAAUUAUACUGUCAGAUUAUUAUGCGACUAUUGGCUAUCCAUAGUUAAACCACAACUUCAAACCAGAGUUUAAAUUAAACCUGACUUCAGAAUACGUGCCCAUAGGUCAAGUGACAUCUGGUUGUCGAAAUGUUAGAAUGAGUGUUCACUGUCAUGUCACUGACAGUGUGUUUUAAUAAAAUGAAAAUUCAUUGAAUUGAUAAUAAACUAUUUGAAUUUAUUUAAA
Messenger RNA from Lytechinus variegatus (green sea urchin), 2329 nucleotides. Its product is annotated as cytochrome c oxidase assembly factor 7-like. Bases 96 to 794 code for a protein of 232 amino acids. Lineage: Eukaryota; Metazoa; Echinodermata; Echinoidea; Temnopleuroida; Toxopneustidae. The transcript is spliced from 3 exons. The record is from RefSeq and is a predicted model, not a curated record. Gene Ontology annotation, molecular function: protein binding. Gene Ontology annotation, cellular component: mitochondrial intermembrane space.